Zasmidium cellare ATCC 36951 is the source of this 1911-nucleotide messenger RNA. Its product is annotated as GMC oxidoreductase. The record is from RefSeq and is a predicted model, not a curated record. The coding region runs from base 1 to 1911 and encodes 636 amino acids. The transcript has a single exon. Gene Ontology annotation, molecular function: oxidoreductase activity, acting on CH-OH group of donors; flavin adenine dinucleotide binding. NCBI's taxonomy places the organism in Eukaryota, Fungi, Ascomycota, Dothideomycetes, Mycosphaerellales, Mycosphaerellaceae. Gene Ontology annotation, biological process: secondary metabolite biosynthetic process.
AUGAGGUCCAACAGGCCGGUAUCUCUUGCUCUGACCAUUCUCGCAACUCUGGACUUUCUGGCCCAGGGAGCUUUGGCAAUCGACUUCGCAUUCAACCAGCAGAGCCCCAAUGGCCAGCCACUUGUGUCAUCCUUCUUUGGCGUGCCUGGAACAAAUGCCACGUUCGAUUAUGUCAUCAUUGGCGGUGGUACGGGAGGACUCGCCAUCGCCACGCGCCUCGCACAGGCAAACCUUAGUGUGGCUGUCGUCGAAGCUGGGGGCUUCUACGAACAAGAUAACAGCAAUUUGAGCGUUGUUCCAGGCUAUGCAACCUACUUUACAGGGUCAGAUUACGACAAUUUCCAACCUCUGAUCGACUGGGGCAUUUCCACGACGGUCCAAGCUGCACCGAUCAACAGGCGUCUUCACUAUGCCAGAGGCAAGACGUUAGGAGGUUCUUCAGCUCGGAACUACUUCCUCUACCAACGGCCGACCAUCCAAAGUCUGGAGCAAUGGUCAUCGCUCGUCGGUGACGAUAGUUGGAAUUUCGCAAACUUGCUACCAUACUUCAAGCAGUCCGUUGACUUCACACCACCCAAUGCCACUCUUUACGCCAACUCCAGCAAUCCGCAGAACCUCAGCUCCUUCACGCCUAAUGGUGGGCCUGUGCAAGUCUCGUUCUCGCGCGCCGUUGAUCCUUUUGGCACUUGGGCAAGGCUGGCCUUUAUCAAUGCCAGCAUGCCACAGAUCGAUGGCCUCAGCAGUGGCAGGCUGCUUGGUUCUGCUUAUGCUGGCUUGACAAUCGACCCGAAUAACGGGCAGCGCUCUAGUUCUGAGUCUUCUUUCUUGCAGUCUGCACUCAACGCUCACAAGGCGCCGAUUGUGUACAAGAAUACGUUGGCCUCCAAGAUCUUGUUCAACGGGACGACCGCAACCGGCAUCUCAGCCAUCGCAGCUGGGACCUUUGGCACACCGUCUGUGAAUUUCACAUUAACGGCAAGGAAGGAGGUCAUACUCAGCGCCGGUGCGUUCCAAAGUCCCCAACUGCUCAUGCUCUCCGGUAUUGGAAACUGCAGUUACCUGGCGACCUUCAAGCUACCGUGCCUCGCGAAUUUGCCCGGCGUGGGACAAAACAUGUGGGAUCACCCGAUCUUCGGCUCUGCACACGCUGUGAACGUCAACACAGCUUCCGCUGGUGCAAACAACGCCACCGUUGCUCGCCAGCUUGUUCAGACUUACUUGAACACCGGCGGGGGACCUCUGAGCAUUUUUGGUCCUGGGUAUUACGGAUGGGAGAAGUUGCCAGAGCCUUAUCGGUCCGGAUUGAGUAACGCGAGCAAAAAAGCCUUGGAGGCCUUCCCACCUGACUGGCCUGAGAUCGAGUGGCUUCCUGUCUCGGCGUACAACGGUUACAACCUGAACAAGCAGACAGCAGACCCAAGGGAUGGGAACAACUACGCUACACUGAACGCUGCUCUGGUUGCGCCUCUGUCCAGAGGCACUGUAAAGCUCGCAAGCGCUUCCGCCCUGGACUUGCCGAUCAUCGAUCCAGCCUGGCUUACGCAUCAGGCGGACAGGGAAAUAGCUGUCCAGUCUUUCAAGCGUCAACGCGAGAUCUGGGCUAUCCUCGUAAAGCUGGGAGUGGCGCAUCCUGAAGAAGCGUUCCCGGGGCCAUCUGUGCAGACCGACGAAGAGAUUCUGACUUGGAUCGGUGAGAGCUUGACGACUGUCUACCACGCUGCUGGGACGGCUAAGAUGGGGUUGAGAAACGACUCUCUUGCGGUUGUGGAUCACGAUGCGAAGGUCUUUGGCAUCCACAACUUGAGGGUCGUAGAUGCGUCCGCGUUCCCUAUUCUACCGCCGGGGCAUCCGCAGAGUACGGUGUAUGCGUUUAGCGAGAAGAUUGCUCAGCAGAUCAUAGACAAGAAGUAA